UCUUUUUUUUUCGUUUUUCUUUUCACCUCAGAUGCAGCAAGACAACACAGAUAAAGUGACGCGUCUUGUUGUGUUUGCCUUUUGGAGUGUAGUCUUGGUUGGCUUACCCUUUUGGUGGAAAACAACAGAAGUAUAUAGAGCUAGUUUACCGUUUGACGAGAUUGAUACACGAUAUCAGAAACAAGCAUGCGAUUUUGUAAUGCCCACUCAAUUGACUAUCUUUGUUCCUCCACAACUCAAUAAGCAAGAACAAAUCAUUUCUGAUAUCAAACGUCAAUUAUCAACACAUUCAAGAUACAAGGAUCAGUUCCCUAUUGAUAUUCUGAUAAAAGAAUGGAUAGGAGAUGUUGUGGAAGGACAUGAUGAAGCACCUAUUGGCGAUUAUUUUAUUUAUGUUAAUCAAGCAGAAAAAGACACUCUUUAUGUUGGAAGUGAGAGAUCAAGUCAAUUAAGCAUCAAAGACAUGACACUAGAUAGAGUGACAAAAGCCAUUGCCACAUUAAUAACGCCCAUUUACUUGAAUAAACAAGAAAACUUGGGCAACAUUGCCUGUCAUGUUGAAGGCACAAACAAGAACGAUGUGGCAAGCAUGCGUGCACUCAAGUAUUCUUCUCAAUAUGGAGCUACCAUUAGUUUGAUGAACAACAAUCCAGAACAUAUGCGUAUGGAUUGGGAUAUUCGUGAUGCCAUCAAUGCUUAUUUCACUCCUUUUAUCAAAGCUGUCUCUACUGUCUCUAACCUUACCAUCACAUCACAGAUUCAAAAUUAUGCGCCAUUGUCUUUGAAACCCAAAUACAAGGAAAGAGAAGGCAAACCCAAUUAUUAUUAUUUUGAACCUCAGCAUUUGCCUCACUUUGUCAAUUCUGCAGAAUGGAAUUUAGCAUCCACAAUCACUUCAUACCCAAGUAUUCAUUUCAUUUUAUAUGUCCCCUCUGCUGAUGAAUCCCCACUUCGUAUUCAUGAUGCUAAAGGACAACCUCUUUUGACAAGUGCGUUUCUUAUUCCUCGCUGGGGAAGUGUUGUCAUCAAAAACCCGCCUCGAAAUGCAACUGGAGAAUAUCGAUUUACCAAGCAAGAUUUGCAGCCUAUUAUUAAGAUCUUUGUUUCUCAAUUGAGAAGCUUAAUUGGUGUUCAAGACAUGGAGAGUCAUGUUCCCAAGCAAUUGGUACAUGAUUACCAAGUGACAUUUGCACCAGCCACACACACAGGUAUCACAACAUUGGAAAAAGACAACUUAAUUCGAACAAGAACACUUGAGAAUGUUGUCAAUACUAUCUCUACUUUAAAAUCUUUAGCUCAGUUGGUAGAUGAAAUCCCCAACAUGGUAGUUCAAGAUCAUAUUAGUGACAAAGUACAUCAUUCUUUGAAUGCAUUGGAUCUUGUGGAUACUGCUCUACGUAAGAGGGACUAUUUGAAUGCUUUGCAAAACUCAAUUGAAGCGAUUGAACUGGCUGAAAAGGCAUUUUUUGAUCCAACCAUGGUAUCUAUGCUUUAUUUCCCUGAUGAGCAUAAAUAUGCUAUUUAUAUGCCAUUGUUUGUACCUAUUUCUGUUCCUUUAAUGAUGGCCUUGUUAAAGGAAAUCAAGAAACUAAAGCAAGCAAAGACAUUAAAGCAAAAAGAAGAAUAAUGUAAAUAUACAUUUUUUUUAUUUAAAAU
Messenger RNA from Gilbertella persicaria, 1656 nucleotides. RefSeq names its product phosphatidylinositol-glycan biosynthesis class S protein. Gene Ontology annotation, biological process: attachment of GPI anchor to protein. Gene Ontology annotation, cellular component: GPI-anchor transamidase complex. Bases 32 to 1627 code for a protein of 531 amino acids. NCBI's taxonomy places the organism in Eukaryota, Fungi, Mucoromycota, Mucoromycetes, Mucorales, Choanephoraceae. The transcript has 8 exons. The record is from RefSeq and is a predicted model, not a curated record.